Messenger RNA from Lates calcarifer (barramundi perch), 703 nucleotides. RefSeq names its product caspase-1. The transcript has 2 exons. The coding region runs from base 101 to 535 and encodes 144 amino acids. Lineage: Eukaryota; Metazoa; Chordata; Actinopteri; Centropomidae. Gene Ontology annotation, biological process: regulation of apoptotic process. The record is from RefSeq and is a predicted model, not a curated record.
UGUCUUAGUUUACUUUGGAUUUUAUCAAGAUACUGACACUGAUGUUACUGGUUUUCAGAAAGAGGAUUUUGACCUGGAUUUUGGACCAAAUUACCACCCAAUGUUUGAGAUCCGCCUCCCUACAAAUACAGGAAAAGUGACUAUAACAGUACGAGACCAAACAAAUACUGAUGUCUGGAGACAUGAAGUUGAUCUGACUGGUCCAGGAAGGGAAACUGUACAGAGGAGCAUCCCAGCAGAGGACAACCUCCCAGCAGAGGACAACCUCCCAGCAGAGGACAGGCUGCUCUUAGCUCGGUCACAGUUCAUUAGCAGAGUAUCUGAACCUGUUCUAGAUUGUCUUCUGGAUAAACUUCUAGAGCAGGGUGUUGUAAAUGAUGAUGAAAUGCAGUCAGCGAGAGCAAAAACUGGAGCAAACAAAGCACGAGAUGUGAUCGACACUGUGCGAAGGAAAGGAACUGAAGCCAGCUCAGUUCUGAUCAGUGCUCUCUGUGAGGUGGAUCCAUACCUGUCCAGAGUGCUCACAUUAAGAUGAAGCACUGCAGAGUGUGAGGAGGAUUCUCUGUUUUACAGAAUCAUAUUACUUAUUGUAAUCUUUAAAUGAGAAGUUUUGUUGUUGAAGUCUGUGUUUUCAAUAAGUAGAUUGUGAGGGAUUCAUUCAAGUUUGGAAAAAAAAUACACAGCUUUUGGCAUCCCACGUUAA